AACACAAACUAACGAGCUACAUUGAACGCAGCACUGCAACUGUAAAAUCAGAGCUGCCGGUUAGCACGUGAAGGCGUCUGUUUUUCAAGAGGCACGGAAGAAGUUUUGUGUUUCACAGGAAGAAGACUCAUUUGCGAGGGAUGUGUUGUUGUUGUUUCGUGUGUUGAACGUCUCGUCUGCCUCAUCUUUUUAAACUUCACAGCUGGAAAACACCCGCACGUGCAGCCGAGGAUACGUCAGCCAUGCCACUGUUGAUACUUUAACCUUCGUCCGAAGGUGUUGUUUGAGUGCAGCGGGUAACAGAAGAGCGGCGAGAUGGCCAUCGCCCACGUGGCCACGGAGUACGUGUUCAGCGAUUUUCUGCUGAAGGACACAAACCAGUCUCAGUACAAGAAGGUCCGAACUGAGCUGGCGGUGGACAAGAUGGUGACCUGCGUGGCAGUGGGCCUGCCGCUCGUCCUCAUUUCUCUGGCCUUCGCUCAAGAAGUCUCAGUUGGAACUCAGAUCACCUGCUUUGCUCCUUCUAAUUUCUCCUGGAAGCAAGCUGCUUAUGUGGACUCAUUCUGCUGGGCAUCUGUACACACACACACACUCCCUCUGUGGCUGCACAAGUUCUUCCCCUACAUCCUGUUGCUGGUGGCGGUGCUGAUGUCCACCCCGGCGUUGUUCUGGAGGUUUUCUGCAGCACCCCUCCUGCAGUCGGACCUCAGCUUCAUCAUGGAGGAGCUGGACCGGUGUUACAACCGUGCCGUCACUCGGGCAAAACGCAAGCCCACCACAGGACUGCCCACCCCAGACGGCGACGUCCCCGAGGACUGCUCUGUUUACCCGCUGGUGGAGAAGUUCCUGAUGACCAAGCGUUGCUCGCGGUCGCUGCUGUUUUACUACCUGCUGUGUCGCGGCCUGACUCUGGUCACCCUGCUGGGUGCCUGUGUCUACCUGGGCUACUACCUCCGCCUGGCCUCCGUCACGGACGAGUUUGGCUGCAGCCUGCGCGUCGGCCUGCUCGCCUCCAACCCGGCCGUCCCCGACACGGUGCAGUGUAAGCUCGUCGCUGUGGGAGUCUUCUAUUUGCUGAGCCUUGUCAACUUGGUUCUGUUCAUUGCGCUGAUUCCCGCGGUGAUCUACGCCAGUCUCCGUCCCCUCUUCUGCCAAGGAAUUGCCCGCUUCCUGGAAACCUACCACUCAUUGCCCAACGUGAGCGUCCUGCCUUCUCCUGUUGACCAAUGUGACGAUCUCUCGCUGUAUUUGCUCUUCCUGGAGGAGAACUUCAGCGAACUGAAGUCCUACAAAUACAUCAAGGUGUUGGAGAUGUUGAAGAGACGAGGUGAAUGCUCUGGAGAAGACUUUGAUUCCACGGGUCUGCUGCAGACUCUGUGUCCAGUGAAGAUGGACAGCGUGGACGGGAAAAAACCCACCGGUGCUGCGGGGAAACCGGAUCAAGUCAAGACGAAUGCCGACAGCCCCACAGCACCCGAGAACAGCCGUGAGAGUCCAAACUCAUCCGGGGACAACGACAGCAAGAUGGAAACUGAGAUGAAAGAGCUGGAUCCCUUGUUACUAGAAAACAACGACAUAAGAGGCAGCAAAAGCCGAGAGGGAGACACUCUCCGGCAGCGAGCGCUGUGAUUGGCUGGCUGGUACGACGAGCGCUGUGAUUGGCUGCUGUUACGACGAGCGCUGUGAAGCGAGACCUGGACGAAGUUGUUUCUUGUGUGAAAUAACCUAAACUAUCCCAUGGUGCAUCUGCAGCCCAUGCCCGUCCUGUCCUGAUGGAGGGGGCAGACAAAUGGAAGGGGGACAGCAAACCACCAUCAUUGUUUUUUUAAAUUAUGUGCCUUUUUCUUUUUUAAAGAGUGGUUUGAGAAGCAGAUUUACUUUUGUCUAACAACAGGCAGGGAAAUAAAAAAAGUGAGGAUGCAAAACUAGACACUGGAAGAUGACGGUACUGUAAAACAUGUGUUGGUACACAUUUCAGGAACCAUCGAAUUUGUCAACCCAUUAAAGGGGCGCUAUGCAGUUUUUACUACUUCUGCACUGUUUUAUCUCUUUUUGCUCGCAGGUUUCUCUAUAGACACACACACACACACACACACACACACACACACACACACACACACACACACACACACACACACACACACACACACACACACACACACACACACACACACACACACAGCUUGUUAACCUGUGUCUGACUCCUCGCUCCGUCAGUCUCACAGGUGUUAGGGGGGAGCGAGACGACCACCAUUCAACCCCAAAAAAAGUCCUAUAACUUAUUCCAAUGACUCCGAAGCUUUUCAGUUGAGGUAAAUUAAGCUAAAAAACUGCAUAGUUCCCCUUUAAAAAGGACUCGUACAAACUCAUUUUCGACUUGAUGUUUGAAACACUACGGUACUAAAAUGCAAGGGGUUGGGUUUUAAGUGAGUUAAAUGAUGUAGAAAGUGUCUUAAAGCUGCAUACCAUGACAAUUUCAACUUUAAAGUACAAGUUAAAGUAUUGAUUUGUCAAAGUUACAGUCAUGCAGGAGCGGAGAAUAUAACUUUUUAUGAGCUUAUCAAUAACAUUACAAGGUUGUGAAGAAAGACACCACUCAUUCAGGAAGUCUCCAUAAAAGGCAGCUAAAUGUUUUGGGUGUUUUGCUCUCUGGUUUAUUUUAAAGGAGCAGGCUCAGUUUUUGCAGUCAUUUAUUAUAUAUAUAUAUAUAUAUAUAUAUAUAUAUAUGAUGUUUUAUAUGUGGUGGAGUGGAUCAGCAUGUCUCCUACAUGUCGGUAAUUUUAAGGAAAAGGCUAAGGUAAUAUCCAGUUUGGGGGUUUCGGGUUAAACCAUUUUGUCAGUUUAUACGUUUUUUUUCUCCAGAUGUGUGGAUGUCUCAACCUGGAAUUAAACUUGCCGUGUUUGUUUUGGGAAUCUCAGGGAUAAAAACCAUCUCACUACAUCACACGCGAUUGUCAGUGUUUACGUCGGACUUGUAUCUUAAGCCUCUUCCGCUGGCUUAUACAUGUACUGCACUAAGUGGAACAUUUUAACACAUCUUCAUGAAAUUGGUCAGGUCUUCUCUCUACUAUAUAUCAGCGUGUUUAAGAACUUCUGUAGUUUUUUUGUUUUUGUUUUUGCAUGAUAGCUGAGUGCAGGCCCAUUUCUGGGGGUCCUUAUUAAUGUAAAGUGACGCUUGUUGUUUGUGUUAUGAGAAAACCUUUCCAGUGUUCAAUUUCUGAAGUGACAUUUUGAUGUUGGUCAUGUUUGACAUAUCGUGGCUGUUAAUAUUACACUUGUAGUAUUGUCUGUCUUAAAAAUAAAUAUAGUAGAUUUUA
Etheostoma spectabile (orangethroat darter) is the source of this 3317-nucleotide messenger RNA. RefSeq names its product pannexin-1. NCBI's taxonomy places the organism in Eukaryota, Metazoa, Chordata, Actinopteri, Perciformes, Percidae. Gene Ontology annotation, molecular function: wide pore channel activity. The coding region runs from base 316 to 1629 and encodes 437 amino acids. Gene Ontology annotation, biological process: monoatomic cation transport; positive regulation of interleukin-1 production; cell-cell signaling. The transcript has 8 exons. Gene Ontology annotation, cellular component: plasma membrane. The record is from RefSeq and is a predicted model, not a curated record.